AUGGCUGCGCUCAGUAAAGAAGAGUAUCUAAAACGUUAUUUAGAGUCAGGGGACAAUGAAUCGACGAAAAAGAAGAAAAAGAAGAAAACUAAACCUUCUAUAAAGAGAUCAGGAGUGUUGAUAGUGGAUGAUGAUAUUAACAUACAAAGCAUUGCACCAAAAAUAGAAGAUAUUGAAGAAGCCCCAUUUCUGGAUGAAGCUCCACAGGUAGCUGGUAUGACAGAUGAUAGACCAGAGGAUAUAAUUGUAAUAGAAAAGUACAGAUCGGAUGGAAGAUGGAAAACAAUGGGAGAGGAUAAAAAGCCUAGUAUAGCUGUUCAGGAUUCUGGUUCUGAUGAUGAUUUGCCGCUGCCAAAAAGGAAACCAACACGACAUGACUCUGACUCAGAUUUAUCACCUCCAAGAAUACGACUUGAUUCGGACUCAGACUUGUCUCCUCCUAGAAGCAACUCACAAAAAAGAUUACAAUCUUGUAAAAAUAAUAAUUCUGAUAACUGGGAUUCAGAUCAAAGUCCUCCAAGGAAAUCCAAACCUAGUAAGACCCUGUCUGGAAAUAGAGCAGGAUUGUCUGAUGCUGCAACACUGCGACGUGAAAAUGAUCAAAGAAGACAAAGAGAUAACCAAACAUUUGAUAACUUAUCAGCGGAGAUCUCUGGAAGAAAUGCAGAAACUGUUUUUCGAGACAAAGGAGGUCGAAAAAGAAACUUGAAAACUGAGAAAAUUAAACAGCGUGAAGAAGAGGCUAAGAAAGCUGAAGAAGCAGAACAAUAUAUGCAGUGGGGUAAAGGGGUUGUACAAUCCAAGGAAAGACAGAGUACUGUAGAAGAAAACUUGUAUGAAAUGUCCAAACCAUUAGCUCGGUUUAAAGACGAUGUUGAUCUUGAUGCAAUGUUAAAAGAAAAAGACAGAGAUGAAGAUCCCAUGUUAGCAUUUGUAAAGAAGAAACGUGCAAAACAAGCUCUGAAAGCUGGCAUCAAAG
Molecule: messenger RNA, 979 nt
Organism: Saccoglossus kowalevskii
Lineage: Eukaryota; Metazoa; Hemichordata; Enteropneusta; Harrimaniidae
Product: BUD13 homolog
Biological process (GO): mRNA splicing, via spliceosome
Cellular component (GO): U2-type spliceosomal complex; RES complex
Molecular function (GO): RNA binding
Source: RefSeq, a predicted model, not a curated record